AUGCCCCUGCAGCAGUUUGCCAGCAAUGAGGCCCCUCGGAAAGUGGGCGAGGCCAAGGGGAAAGUCCCCAAGAAACCAGAUGAGGCCAAGGAGGAGCCUCCCAAGGCAGGCAAGGUGAACAAGGCAGCCAAGAGGCCAGCAGAGGCGCAGAAGUUUCCUCUCAAGCCAGGCGCAGCCACAGAAAAAGCUCGCAAGCAAGGCAGCAAGGCACAGCCAGGCGAGGCUCAGAAGGUGCCCCCCAAGCCAGACAAGGCCACGCGGGCCCCUUCUAGUGCCAGCGGGUUCAGCAGGAAGGCAGAGGCCAAAGGCAGCAGGAGGAGCCAAGGAGAUGCUGAGGCCUGCAGGAAAACCAAAGCUGGGAGUAAGAGUUCAAGACCCACGGUCAGCAAGGUCAAGAAUGGUGCUGCUUCCCCAACCAAAAAGAAGUUGGUAGCCAAGGCCCAGGCCCCUAGAGGGGCAGCUGCCCCCAGGGCUGGGCAGGGGCUGAAUGCCAAGGGUGCUUCUGCUAAGGCCAGUGGGUCCAAGGUGGUGCCUGCACACCUGUCCAGGAAGACAGAGGCCCCUAAGGGCUCGAGAAAGGCUGGGCUGCCCAUCAACAUCAAGUCCUCAUCAUCCAAAGUGUCCAGCCAGAGGGCUGAAGCUUAG
Saimiri boliviensis boliviensis (Bolivian squirrel monkey) is the source of this 645-nucleotide messenger RNA. NCBI's taxonomy places the organism in Eukaryota, Metazoa, Chordata, Mammalia, Primates, Cebidae. The record is from RefSeq and is a predicted model, not a curated record.